UUGUUGACGGAAACAGAAGCGUAGGUUUCAUGCGGAACUGUACCAUCACUAGGAGAGGGACUCUGAUUCAGUGAACACAGACUUCCGGCAGGGAAACAAUUUGAAUUUAAACACUGACAGGUUGUGAUCAGAGAAUGUCCACACUCUUCCCCUCCCUGUUCCCGCGGAUGACCGAGUCCCUCUGGUUUAACCUGGACCGGCCCUGUGUGGAUGAGAACGAGCUUCAGCAGCAGGAGCAGCAGCACCAGGCCUGGGUUUGUCUCCAGAGCAUAGCUGAGAAAGACAAUACCCUGGUGCCUAUUGGGAAGCCCGCCUCGGAGGUACCAAAUCACUUUGAUGACGAGGAGGAAGAGGAUGAUGAGGAUGAUGAAGACAGCGAGGAGGACUCUGAAGAUGACGAGGACAUGCAGGACAUGGACGAGAUGAAUGAUUACACAGAGUCUCCUGAUGACGGGGAGAUCAAUGAGGUGGAUAUGGAAGGGGCAGAUCAAGACCAGGACCAGUGGAUGAUCUAGACCAGGGGUCUCCAACCCUGGUCCUGUAGAGCUACUGUGGCAGCUGGUUUUCGUUUCAACCAAUCUCUGUUAUGUAAUUGAACCAAUUAUUGGCUUAGUUAGUCAAUAUUAACAGGUGUUCCAGCUCUUUAGCCACUGAUGAUGUAAAGACACCUAUAAAACCUGCUGGAUAGGGGCUCUCCAGGACCAGGGUUGGAGGCCCCUAAUCUAGACCCUCCUUCCAGUACUAGAGUGAAAAACAACAUCCAGAACCUUGUUUUGGUCUUCCAGUACCCAGGAAGGGUUCACGGUUUUAAGGACGCAGCCCUUUGCCGUUGGCUUUGUAUGCUCUGAACCUUGUUGCUCUGGUAUUUUGAGUGCAUUGUUUAACUGCAGUAUAUGGUAAAGUAGGUUUUGUUGGAUUGUUUUUUGCUUGUUUGUUUUGUUGUAUAACAAAGUGUUUAUGCUUCAGCAAAUGAAUGUAAGAAACAAACCAACACUAUUGGGUAACCAUUCUACAGCAGGAGAGCCGCUUGUCCAGAAGUUUUUAAAUGCUGCAAAUCAUAACCACUUUACACUUGUGUUUACAAACGGCACACAGCCAUUAGACAUAUCCGGUGUGUUUAUCCAAAUACAGUAUGUGAAAAUAGGUUGGCUUCCCAAUGGUGCUAUGGAAUAGGGAAUAUAGUACUAUGUGCUUUUACUGGUAUUAUAAAUUUACUGUCUGGAGUGUACUAUACAGAACACGUACACAUCCAAGCCCAUUCGAGAUGAACUUGUGUUUCUAGCAACUAUGAUACUUAAUACACAACUGAUCAAUGAGCAGUCACUGAUGGUCAUCAACUGUCAUGCUGCUGUAGAGUCUAGACCAUCCAGUAGCUGUCUCUGCUGAGAUUUAACAAAAUGGAUACAGUAACAAAGUUGGAUAGCUUCCAUGUCUGGGAUUUACUCUGAAAUUUCAUUUGGGGUAAAUGCAUCUGGUUUGUUCUACUGCAUUUUACUAUUUAAAACAAAAAUUAAAGUCACAUGUUAUUUAAAGAA
Molecule: messenger RNA, 1535 nt
Organism: Acipenser ruthenus (sterlet)
Lineage: Eukaryota; Metazoa; Chordata; Actinopteri; Acipenseriformes; Acipenseridae
Product: anaphase-promoting complex subunit 15
Exons: 5
Coding region: 135-515 (126 amino acids)
Biological process (GO): regulation of mitotic cell cycle spindle assembly checkpoint
Cellular component (GO): anaphase-promoting complex
Source: RefSeq, a predicted model, not a curated record